Messenger RNA from Sphenostylis stenocarpa, 339 nucleotides. The record is from the annotation of a GenBank genome assembly. Lineage: Eukaryota; Viridiplantae; Streptophyta; Magnoliopsida; Fabales; Fabaceae.
AUGGCAACAACAUUCAAGUACCUUGUUUCCAUCAUCUUCCUCACCCUAGUCAUCAAAGGGUCUGGUUAUUGUAACUUGAACAACAUCAACAUUGGGACAACAAAGAGUGGGAGAGAUCUAAAGGGGAUUACAGAGUGGAAUGUAGUUGUGACAAACAACUGUUCUUGUGCACAAAGCCAGAUUAGGUUAAAAUGCCAAGGGUUUCAGACUGUAGAGAGUGUUGACCCCUCAAUUCUUAAAAUUGAAAGUGGUGGUAUCUGCCUCCUCAUCAAUGGCAAUCCCUUGAAGGGUUUCGCCUCUCAACCAUUAAAGCAGCAUGCACGCCUCAGCCACCGCUAA